AUGCGCUCUCAAUCGCCCACCCCGCAUCCCAACCAAGUCCGGUCCGCCUGCGAGCGCUGCCGCCGCCAGAAACUCCGCUGCUCGCGUCCGGCCGCCGCCUCGGCCUCUUGCGCGCGAUGCGCCCGGCUCAGCCUACCGUGCCAGCCGGGCCCGCAGCGUCGCAUCGGCCGGCCUCUGAAGAAGGACCUGGUGCUGCGGAAAGCCUCCGGUUCUUCUGACACGGCCGUCAGCCUGGAUGUGCUGGCCGACAGUUGCCCGGGCGGCGAGAUACAGUUCCUCGAAGGCCUUCUCGAUGAUACUGUGCCCGCCACCGAGUGGACCACGGCGUUUAACUCACAGUUUGGCUCCGGCUGCUCUGAGACGGUCGGCUUUCCGUUGGAGAUCUGGUCUCCCAUCCAAGAACUGGAGCUGCCGUCCUACGAGCACCAGCUGAUCCUGCCAACCAACACCCACUUCGAGGCACUGUCGCGGCUGAACGUGGACAUUCGCAAGGGCUUGGAAAACAUAACGCGCUUCGCAGUCCAGCCAACCUUUGAAGACUUCAUUUGCACGCCUCACACCGACAUGGACGGCUACAAGAAUGUCCAGUUGCUCAUGACGAAUGGCCAAGCAUUCUUAGACAUCAUCAUGGCUCUCCACCGACAGCUCGGCACCCGGUCCGUGCCGAGGCAAACGCGUCCCCCAUCUCCGAAUCCCUUCGCUUUGGCGCUGGACUCUUGUUUCACCACGCCAGCGAAGCCUUCAUCAACUGAAACCACCCCUGAUGAUGAUCUGCCCGAGUCCACCACACACGACGCCCCAACCAUGCUCCUCGUCAUCUCCUGCUACGUCCAGCUCAUCAAGCACAUCGAGAUACUCCUGGAUAUCGUAUACGCAUCCAUCAACGACCCGAAAUCAAGCCCCAUCGGCCGCGCCCCCAUGAGUUACGCCGAUGUGCCCAUUGUUCAGCCGUCAUCCCAGUUCAUCCUCUUCUGCGAGCUGGUCUGCCAUGUUGUUGCGCAGAUCAACCUCGUCCUAGGGCUCCCGAGCGCAUGGUCUGGUCGAAGCGCCUGGACCGGUUUGUUGCGCCCUCAGAGGUAUCGGAACCUGGUGAAUGCCGAGUUGGGUGCCGUGGAUGGAUCAUGGACAACACGUCCAGCAAAGGUGUUGGAGAAGACGAAGAUGACAAAGGAAAUGUUUGUCGAGCUUGCCAUGAUGGGGCUUGAUGCAUGA
This is a messenger RNA of Ilyonectria robusta, 1212 nucleotides long. RefSeq lists its product as uncharacterized. Gene Ontology annotation, molecular function: zinc ion binding; DNA-binding transcription factor activity, RNA polymerase II-specific. The transcript has a single exon. The record is from RefSeq and is a predicted model, not a curated record. Bases 1 to 1212 code for a protein of 403 amino acids. Gene Ontology annotation, biological process: regulation of DNA-templated transcription. Lineage: Eukaryota; Fungi; Ascomycota; Sordariomycetes; Hypocreales; Nectriaceae.